Messenger RNA from Mytilinidion resinicola, 2286 nucleotides. Its product is annotated as voltage-gated potassium channel. The record is from RefSeq and is a predicted model, not a curated record. The coding region runs from base 1 to 2286 and encodes 761 amino acids. Gene Ontology annotation, biological process: potassium ion transmembrane transport; stabilization of membrane potential. Gene Ontology annotation, molecular function: potassium ion leak channel activity. The transcript is spliced from 6 exons. Gene Ontology annotation, cellular component: membrane. Lineage: Eukaryota; Fungi; Ascomycota; Dothideomycetes; Mytilinidiales; Mytilinidiaceae.
AUGACUGCAGCCAGCCCAACCUCAUCCCAGAUCCUCCCUGAGAAGCCACUGACUUCCGGGACCGAGAAUUCUUUCAACAAUGCCUCGAGCUCCUCUCACAAUGGCCUGUAUGACAGCGGGCCUGCCAUCCAGUUGUCUGAGAACCACCCGAACCGCGAGCCGCAACGGCAGAGGAGGAAGUGGUCUUUCAAGCCGAGAAAGUGGCACGACGGCCAGGAGCACGACUGGUGGUUCGCCUCGACCGGUAUUCCACUGCUCGCCGCCACUCUCGGUCCUCUCGCAAACGUACUCUCUAUUGCCGCUUUAGUCUCAUAUUGGAGAGAAACUAUCUAUAUUGAUGGACAAUUCGUUGGCGAUUUCGACGGAGUGUCUUUCAAAGAUCCUCACUGGUGCUAUUGGCUCAAUGUAGCCUCCCUAAUCUUGGGUUUCAUUGGCAACUUUUUUCUCCUGAUGAACUUCACCCAACGUAUCCGAUACAUCAUUGCUUUGCCUAUGACGAUAUUCUUCUGGUAUGUUGCGACAGCACUUCUCAUUGGCAUUACUGCCUGUAUGCAAAUUUAUACUCCACCAAUGCGGCCGUAUGAAACCUACACCCAAGGCUUCUGGUAUGCCGUUAUCGCCGCCUGCAUAUACCUCGUCUGCUCUAUGAUUCUCAUGAUCAACAUGCUGGGCUACUUCCUAGGCCACUACCCCGACACUUUCGCGUUGACAGAAGCACAACGCACCUUGAUUCUACAGACUAUGAUGUUCUUCAUCUGGCUUGCCGGCGGCGGUGCUGUGUUUUCUAGAAUUGAAACCGAAAACGGCACUUCCGGCUGGGAUUUUGUCGAUGCGCUAUACUUCUGCGACGUAACGAUCCUCACCGUCGGCUUCGGCGAUCUUUACCCUACCAACGACGUUAGUCGGGGUCUCAUCUUCCCCUACUCCGUUGGCGGCAUCAUCAUGCUUGGUCUCGUCAUCUCGUCCCUCAACAAGUUUGUUGGGCAGCUCGGCGAGGAAAAUUUGAUCCAGAAACACGUCGAAAAGCAGCGCGUGCGCACCAUGGACCGCACCGUUACCAACUCUUUCGAUUUACACCAGCGAGAGGGCGUAUCGCCCAGCCGCCAGCGCCACAUCUCGAAAGCCGACAUCAGCGCACCACACCGCGCAAACGAGUACCCACGGUCAGCGAUGGGCAAUACAGGGCGGCAUAGAGCUCAUCGGAGCACCUUUAGGCCAAUCCCAUUGAGACCCAGCAAGCCAAAGCUCCUCUUGCUGCGCGAGGAAAAGGACCGGUUUGAUCAGAUGCGCAGUAUUCAGCACGCGACCCACAAAUUCAAGAAGUGGUGGGCGCUCACCCUCUCUGUCAUCGCGUUCGGCAUCCUGUGGUGCGUUGGCGCCGUGGUCUUCUGGCAGUGCGAGAAAACCUCCCAGGACAUGACCUAUUUCCAAGCAUUGUACUUCUGCUACGUCUCACUACUGACUAUCGGCUAUGGUGAUCUCUCACCAAAAACCAAUGCCGGCCGCGCCUUCUUCGUCGUCUGGUCACUCAUCGCCGUACCGACCAUGACAGUGCUCAUCUCGGACAUGGGUGACACCGUCAUCUCUAACUUCAAGAACUUCAUCACCAACCUCGCCGACUUUACAGUCCUGCCGAAGGAAGGCAUCUGGCGCAGCUUUCUGGAUCGUCAUCCCUGGCUGCUCCGCUGGAUGCAGCGGCGUGUUGAGAAGCGAGCUGCGAAGAAGCGCCUCGAGAAAGGUUUCCCCACCGGCCCAGACCCCGAGUCUGCCGCUGCAGAAGAGGAAGACACGGCACCGCCGAAUAUUGAGAACCUUGCCGAAGAAGCAGAACGUGAUGCCAUUUCAGACCCAGCACUUGAUGAGGCAACCCUCUCACGAAAACUAGCACUCGCUAUCCGCAAUGUUGCUAACGACCUCACCCACGAUCCGCCUAGAAAAUAUUCUUACGAGGAAUGGGUUGAGUUCACGCGCUUAAUUCGUUUUACGACGAAGAGUGCGGAAGAGGUGGAGGCCCAAGAGGAAGAAGAGGGACUCGUGGAGUGGGAUUGGAUUGGCGAGGACAGUCCCUUGGUCAGUAAGAAGGCGGAGGCGGAGUUCGUGCUCGAUCGCUUGUGUGAGAGCUUAGCGAGGUACAUGCGACGGAAGAGCGAGGCAAAGGGGGCAGCGAGGAAGCAGAUCGAGUCUCUUGAGGAGAAGGUGGAAGAGCUGGAGGAUUUGGAGGGGGAGAUGAGGCGUGAGAUGAACUCUUCGGGGGCGAAUGGGACGGGGAGUUCAAGGGCCUCUUGA